GGGCGCAAGGGCACUUCGGAGAAGGUGCAUGAACCGGCCCCACCGGAGCCCUUCUUGUGGACGGAAGAUGAUGAGGCCGGUGUGAGUGCAGAAACCACAACCGCAGGCGCUUCAGCGACCGCGCGCAUCUUUGCGUGGGUGGAUGCCUUCUGCUCUCUCUGUGGCAUAGGUUGUAGGCACACACAGACAGAGCCGGGCAAGGUUUCCUCCUGGCGCAAGGUCGUAUUGUAA
Dibothriocephalus latus is the source of this 231-nucleotide messenger RNA. Lineage: Eukaryota; Metazoa; Platyhelminthes; Cestoda; Diphyllobothriidea; Diphyllobothriidae. The record is from the annotation of a GenBank genome assembly.